AGUUCAGUUGGAGCCACAUCGCGCGAAUACACGGUCACUCGGAGCGCUUGCACUUUCCACUGCCUCUGUCCAUUAUCACGGUGAUUAAAGGUGUUUUCGGGGUAGGCUACCUGGUGCAUUCCACGUGACAAAAAUUACUCAUAUUCGGCGGAAUUUUCUGGGCAGAGAGGGGCGCCUCUUGCAAUUUCACCUUGUGCACCAUCGCCUCAGUACUGUGAUAUUGGUGACUUCGGGUGGUAACUUUUAAUUCAAAGACAGCAUCAUGUUGAGUGCAGAUAAUAGAUUCAAUAUGUGAACACAGACCUCGAUAAUUGAAAGAGUGAGUGAGAAAGAGGUGAAAAAUAUUGUCUCCACCUGUCUCUUGCCACAUUUACUGUUUGAGAAAGAACAUCCAAUAUUGCCACUUUGUGCCACACCAGGUGAAAUGGAUAUGGAAUUACAAUAAGAGAGUGCUCAAGUUGGACGAGAAAAAAAUAAUGCCAAAACCUCCUUGCUCAGUAAUUGGUGCCUUUCAUCAGAGAUUUAUGGUUGCAUUCAGCAGUGGACAUUGAUAUUCAUACGACAGUGCCUUCUUUUUUUUUUCGAUUUCUUCGACUCUCCUGGACCCCAUGCGAAAGCUAUUGUUAAUUUCUAAAUCACAAAAAUACCUUGGAGCUGUGCUUUGUAUAUAUUAAAUGUGUAGAAAAAAAAAGAUAGUGCGCGAAUGGACAUUACCAACGAAUGCAAAAUUCUCGUUGAAUAUUUUAAUAUUAUUUUGCACAUAGAAGCUGGAUGCCUUUCUGUGUGCGUUCAGAGAUAAAAGUGUGCAUUUCACAUCAAAUGAGUGUAUGAAAGGCUGUAAUUACCUUCUAUAUAUACAUUGGAUUGCAUAUCAAUUCAAUGCAUACUAGUGAAGCAACCUGACUUAUGCCAAGUCAAUUCAAUCACUUCAUCGCCAUGUUAAUCUGGCCAUUAAUUGCCCAUUCUCAUUAGAACCGUGAAUCAAUAGUCUAUUGAGAAAGAUAAAAAAAAAUCUAAAGAUAGUCAGUGUGUUCCAUUAAUUAAUGAGUGUAUACAUAGGGAGAAAUACGAGGAAUCGUGUGAUACAAGUUGAACCUGUAGCCUUUCAAUAUCAUCGACAAACACCAUGACAAUUUCGUACACUAGUGAAGUACCAAAUGGAAGUAGUUUUGGAUGUUUCUGGCGAAUUCUCAAGAAAUGGAGAGGCAGCGUGUACAAAUUGGUGUGGCGUGAGUUGCUGGCUUACCUAGGAAUUUAUUAUGCAAUUAAUCUCACCUAUAGAUAUGGUCUGAAUGACGAUCAGAAGAGCAUGAUGCAUAAAAUUCAGGUGUACUUCUAUCAUAAUUUUAGGACUUUUGAGAAAGUACGACAGUAUUUUGGGGCACAGAGUGAGAGUAUCCCAAUGUCAUUUGUGCUGGGAUUUUACGUGAGUCUUGUGGUGAAACGAUGGUGGGAGCAAUACAAACUGCUACCGUGGCCAGAUACACUAGCACUCUUCAUAAGUGCCGCCAUUCCAGGAAAUGAGGAGCAAGGAAGACUAAUGAGACGGAAUAUCAUGAGAUAUGCCUGUUUGGCAUAUGUGAUAACAUUACAGAGGAUAUCACUGAGGGUAAAACGGAGAUUCCCAACUCUGCAGCACAUCGUGGAUGCUGGUCUGAUGCUGGAGAGUGAGAAGAAGAUCUUCGAAAUUAUGAAUCAGAAGAGCCCUAUGUCCAAAUACUGGAUGCCCCUGGUAUGGGCAACAAAUAUCAUCAAUCGUGCGCGGAAAGAUCAAUUAAUUCAAUCUGAUCAUAUUGUCCAGACACUUCUUGUAGAGUUGUCUGACAUUAGAAGACGCCUAGGUGCUCUAAUUGGCUAUGACACCGUCUGCGUGCCAUUGGUGUAUACACAGGUCGUCACUCUUGUGCUGUACUCAUAUUUCAUAGCAGCCCUAAUGGGUCGUCAGAUGGUACCUCAUAUCGAUGGAUUUGUAGGAAAAUACGAAGAUCCUGAUCUCUAUUUUCCCCUAUUUACAGCCCUUCAAUUUUGCUUCUAUGUUGGCUGGCUGAAAGUUGCCGAAGUUUUAAUUAAUCCCUUUGGCGAGGAUGACGACGACAUUGAGCUGAACUGGUUGAUUGAUAGACAUAUCAAGGCGUCUUACAUGAUUGUCGAUGAGAUGCACGAAGAACACCCUGAACUGCUCAAGGAUCAAUAUUGGGAAGAGGUAGUACCCAAGGAUUUACCUUACACUCAAGCCUCUGAACACUAUCGCCGUCACGAGCCGAAGGGAUCAGCUGAGAAUUACAGAGUCAAGCCUGCGGAUGCAGUUUAUGCCAAUAUCGUGCCAAGCAAAAAUCGUCACCUUCCUGAUGAUGUCUAUGCCGAUUACGAAAGUGUUGACACACCAAUGGUGGAGCGUCGAAAGAACUGGUUCAGUCGUCAGAUAACGAGAAUGGGAUCUGCCAGAAGUUCAUCCACUGCAUAUUCAUCUGGAGGACUUAUGACUCGCAACAGACACAAUUCUGUUUAUUCAAGUCCUGAAGCAGCCCUGGGGCAGCAAAUUCAAGGAACUGCACCAGCACAGCAAAAAAUGAGCUUCUAUGAGAAACUCGUUGGAAGAAAGUCUGGUCGCAGUGGGAGGCAGCUUAUCAAACAAAGUUCCAAAUUGAGCCUAAAUGGCGUAGUUGCUUCAAAUGCACCUCCACGAAAUAGACCGCGUAUACCGACGCCGGAUGUAACGAAGGAAGUUAUGGACAGAGAAAAUCGUCUAUCGAUUGCAAUGACACCCACAUCAUCCAAUAAUCAGACAUCAGUUGCAUCUGGAGUAGCUUUAAUGGCUCAACAGCUCGCUACUACUCCUUCAAUGUAUGCUCCAGCGAUGAACUCUGAUGUAUCCGUUGUUGGCACGUUAUUGCUGUCGCCGAUCAAAGAGCUGGAAUCUGGUUCGGUAAACAGCAGCCUUAACACAAGCAAUCCCGCAACGACAGCCUUGGCCAAAUCCAUCCUGUCGUCAAAUCUUCAGCAAUCAGAUUUGCAUGUUGUGGUUCUUUCAGGAACAUCGCCCUACAACAACACUAGCGUUAGCAACAUCACGGAGCUCGCUUCGUUUGCAGCUGAUGACGAAACUGGGAAAAACAGUACAGCUAUUCUUCCAGCUGUUGUAUUCCCAACAAGUCUAACUAGCACAGAGAAUGGCAUGAAGGUGGCCACUUUGCCAAGGAGUCUUGCGAAGAGCUCAUCGAAUGUGAUUAUCACCGAAUUAACGGAAAGCGAUACGGAUAAUGUUGAUGCGACAGCAACAAAGGGUACCCUAUCUCGAGAAAGCAGUAAUGCCACAACCAACUCAACGCAUUCAACAUUAGAAACCUUUACGGGGACUAUUGCGGGAUUGUUCAAGCCGGCCGAGAGUGUCCGGUCCACGGGCAAGAAGUCAGACAGUAAGACUGGAGAAGUGUAUGUUUAGAAGAAAAGAUGCUGAAGGAGCUCCCUUAGGAUUAGUAUGUAAAUAGAUCCUGUUAUGAGUUAUUGUCCCCAAGAAUAUUAUUUUUAUCAUAUCUGUAGUAGGAAUUUUCACAAAUAAACAAUGAAAUUUAGUAUUCA
Phlebotomus papatasi is the source of this 3579-nucleotide messenger RNA. RefSeq names its product bestrophin-3 (gene Best2). The coding region runs from base 1127 to 3442 and encodes 771 amino acids. Gene Ontology annotation, molecular function: chloride channel activity. NCBI's taxonomy places the organism in Eukaryota, Metazoa, Arthropoda, Insecta, Diptera, Psychodidae. The transcript is spliced from 11 exons. The record is from RefSeq and is a predicted model, not a curated record.